Molecule: messenger RNA, 2298 nt
Organism: Salvia miltiorrhiza (redroot sage)
Lineage: Eukaryota; Viridiplantae; Streptophyta; Magnoliopsida; Lamiales; Lamiaceae
Product: protease Do-like 2, chloroplastic
Exons: 21
Coding region: 144-2009 (621 amino acids)
Biological process (GO): proteolysis
Molecular function (GO): serine-type endopeptidase activity; protein binding
Source: RefSeq, a predicted model, not a curated record
UAUUUUUUCUUUUUCUUUUUAUGUUAAAAUUGGAUUUAUUUAUUUUUUUAGGCAAAAAAAUUGGAUAUUUUUUGUAUGCGUUAAAGGAAGGAUAAGGAAAGAGCAGACCAUCUUGGCGCCCCCUGCGUUGCCGGACUUUUUAAAUGGCAGUCGCCGCCGCUAACUGUUGUUUCUUCGCCGCCGCAUUCACCGGCCUCUCCACCACCCACCGCCUCCUCUCCACUUGGCGUAGACCUAACUAUUUAUGUAGUGCUCACAAUAAAUCCUCUGACAAUCAGAAUCGAGCUCCUGUUAAAGGAAAACCUAAGAAAUCACCCGGCAAUUACCCCAUUGAGAACGAAUAUAUCACGCAGAAGUUAUCAAGGAGAUCAAGAGACGAGAAGUCCUUUUCAAAUGCUGAUGGUAGCAAAAAUGAACGAUCCCAAUCAACAGCGUCCAAAGGAGUUGCUGUACAGAAGAAAGGCAACCAGGGAAUUCUGGUUGACUCGGAGGAGCAAAAGGUGGAGACAAGUGAUAUUCAGGACGCUUCUUUCCUUAAUGCUGUUGUAAAGGUUUACUGCACUCACACUGAACCAGACUAUUCCCUUCCUUGGCAGAAACAAAAACAGUAUACGAGUACUGGAAGUGCUUUCAUGAUUGGGGAUGGGAAGCUGUUGACAAAUGCCCACUGUGUCGAGUAUAAUACACAGGUGAAAGUAAAAAGAAGAGGGGACGAUACGAAGUAUAUUGCCAAGGUUCUAGCGAGAGGUGUAGAGUGCGAUUUAGCUCUUCUUUUUGUUGAAAGCAAGGAGUUCUGGGAAGGCACUGAGCCACUGCAUUUCGGACGCUUACCCAAUUUACAGGAUUCGGUGACUGUUGUGGGCUAUCCUCUUGGAGGAGAAACAAUAUCGGUAUCCAAGGGUGUGGUGUCAAGAAUUGAGGUAACCUCGUACGCUCAUGGAUCUUCUGACUUGCUAGGUAUUCAAAUUGAUGCUGCAAUAAAUCCUGGUAACAGUGGUGGUCCUGCAUUCAAUGACCUAGGAGAAUGCAUUGGGGUGGCCUUUCAGGUAUACAGAUCUGAUGAGGUUGAGAAUAUCGGCUAUGUCAUUCCAACGACUGUUGUCUCUCAUUUUCUUGAAGACUAUGAGAGGAAUGGGAAAUACACUGGUUUCCCUUGUCUUGGCGUGUUAUUGCAAAAAUUGGAGAAUCCAGCUUUACGAGCAUGCUUAAAUGUGCCAUCUAAUGAGGGCGUGCUUAUACGAAAAGUCGAACCAACUUCCCAUGCCAGUCAAGUGUUAAAGGAGGGGGAUGUCAUUGUAAGCUUCAACAAUGUUCGUGUUGGAUGUGAAGGAACUGUACCGUUUCGACCAUCUGAGCGCAUUGCAUUUCGCUAUCUUAUCAGUCAAAAGUUUACCGGUGAUGUAGCAGAACUUGGCAUUAUUAGGGGAGGGCAAUCCAUGCAAGUUCAAGUGACCUUGGAUACUCGAGUGCACUUGGUACCAUAUCAUAUUGAGGGAGAUCAACCUUCAUAUUUAAUAGUUGCUGGUUUGGUGUUUACUCCUCUUUCAGAACCCCUGAUAACGGAAGAAUGUGAAGAUAGCAUUGGGUUGAAAUUGUUGACGAAGGCCCGGUACUCCAUGCCAAAGUUCAAAGGAGAACAGAUCGUGAUCCUAUCACAGGUUCUGGCAAAUGAUGAAAACAUCGGAUAUGAAGAUAUGAGCAACGAGCAGGUUUUGAAGUUAAACGGGACGUGGAUCAGAAAUAUUCACCACCUGACUCAUCUAGUCGAUUCUUGCAAGGACAAAUAUCUAGUCUUCGAAUUCGAAGACAACUUUUUGGUCGUUUUAGAGAGGGAGUCGGUUUUAGCUGCUUCAAAGAGCAUACUCAAAGGCUAUGGAAUUCCAUCAGAAAGAUCCGACGAUCUUUUAGCUCCAUACGUAAACUCAGUGGGACAAAACGAUGAAUGCGAGGUUGGUGAUUCCCCCGUUUCAAAUUCUGAGGUUGGUAACGAUGGCCUUCAUUGGGCGUAAGCAUUUUUUUUUUCCUUACUCAUUUUUGCGUCAUGUUUCCAUAUCACUGUUAAUUUGCAUCAGUCGCUCAAGAAAAUUUUGUGCAAUGGCUAUAGUUUGUUGUUUAGGGAGUGUAGUUAGUCUGAUGUGAUAUAGAUUUAGAUAGACUUUUUGUAAUUUAGGGGGUCGCAGUAUUAGUAGUAUUUAUUCAUUAUUAUUAUUUAUUACUAGUGUGUAACCCGUCGAAAUUCAACGGGAAUUAUUUGAUGUUAUAAUUUAUAAAUAAUGAAUAUUAUUCAAUUCAAUAAAA